Pristis pectinata (smalltooth sawfish) is the source of this 2496-nucleotide messenger RNA. Its product is annotated as L-selectin-like. Gene Ontology annotation, cellular component: external side of plasma membrane; membrane. Lineage: Eukaryota; Metazoa; Chordata; Chondrichthyes; Rhinopristiformes; Pristidae. The record is from RefSeq and is a predicted model, not a curated record. Bases 337 to 1608 code for a protein of 423 amino acids. The transcript is spliced from 11 exons. Gene Ontology annotation, molecular function: oligosaccharide binding; sialic acid binding; calcium ion binding. Gene Ontology annotation, biological process: heterophilic cell-cell adhesion; leukocyte tethering or rolling; response to cytokine.
CUGAGUUCUACUUUCUUCUUUUAAAUUCUUUCUUAAAGAAAAUAAUUCAGAGUGUGGGCUCCAGUCUCCCUUUACGUAGCUGCAGUUAAAAGUAUCACAGCAUAUUUCUAUGAAUUCAUUAAAAAUCUUCUUUCAUCAAGCUUGCAGGAAGUUUGCUCAUCAAAGAAUCUGAUGUCAGGGAGGUUUCAUUCGUGGCCAGAGACAUUGGGCUUAUAAACAGACACGGUGCUGCACUGAACUUCUGUGCAGGCAAAAGAACAUGAAGCUCUUAUAACUAUCAAAACAUCAGCAAAGAGAAAAACUAAGAAGAAAGCAAAGGCACAGCAUUUUCCUAAAAUGGCCUUUCGUGUCAAAAUCUGUGAAAAGCAUUGGGUUCAGAAGGGUGUUUCUCACGCUUGGCUUUUAGUUGUGAUAUACGAACUUGUAAGUUGGGAAGGAGUCCAGACGUGGAAUUAUGAAUACUCACCAACAAAUAUGACAUGGCCAGAUGCCAGAGAGUACUGCCAAAAGUCCUUCACUGACCUGGUUGCAAUUCAAAACCAAGAGGAAAAUGAUCAUUUGAAUAGGAUAUUACCAAAAAAUCCAACUUACUACUGGAUUGGAAUAAGGAAGAUUGAUGGUGUUUGGACCUGGGUUGGAACAAAUAAAUCAUUGGAUAAAGAAGCAGAAAACUGGGCGGUAGGCGAACCAACUCCUGGGGCAGAAGAUUGUGUAGAAAUUUAUAUAAAGAGAGAAAUAGACGCAGGAAAAUGGAACAAUGAUCCCUGUACAGAAAGAGAGAAACGAGCUUUAUGCUACUUAGCUUCAUGCAAACCUACUUCGUGCAGUGGUAACGGAGAAUGUGUGGAAACUAUAGGAAGUUAUACGUGCCGGUGCAGUGAAGGGUUCUAUGGGUCAGGGUGUGAAAAUGCUGUGAAGUGUGAUGUUCCAAAGCUUCCUGCGAAUGGCUAUCAGAACUGUUCCCAUUCAGGUGGAAACUUCACUUUCCGCUCAGUUUGUGAUUACAGCUGUGCAGAAGGCUUCUCAUUGAAUGGGUCGGAGAGUCUGCAGUGUAACAGCUCUGGAACGUGGUCGUCACCCAUACCAACUUGUGAAGCUGUGAAGUGUGAUGUUCCAAAGCUUCCUGCAAAUGGCUAUCAGAACUGUUCGCAUACAGGUGGAAACUUCACUUUCCGCUCAGUUUGUGAUUACAGCUGUGCAGAAGGCUUCUCAUUGAAUGGGUCAGAGAGUCUGCAGUGUAACAGCUCUGGAAGGUGGUCGUCACCCAUACCAAUUUGUGAAGCUGUGAAGUGUGAUGUUCCAAAGCUUCCUGCAAAUGGCUAUCAGAACUGUUCGCAUACAGGUGGAAACUUCACUUUCCGCUCAGUUUGUGAUUACAGCUGUGCAGAAGGCUUCUCAUUGAAUGGGUCAGAGAGUCUGCAGUGUAACAGCUCUGGAAGGUGGUCGUCACCCAUACCAACUUGUGAAGGUCCCCAGCAAACUCAAUAUGAAACCAAGGUGGCCAUCGGCACUGGUAGUGCUUCAGCAUUUUUAUUUUUGCUGCCUUUUGUUGGGUAUUUGAUCAGACAGUAUCGAAAGAAAGCAAUGAAUGAACGUUUGUCACUGUAAGGUAAUGAAUCGUCUGUAUAUCUCCACUUAAAAAGCCUGAUCACAAAGAAAGCAGACAAGGCUCAACCAGACAAAAAGUGGAAAGCUUGAGAUGUUUCUUCUUCACAAACAGUCUGAGGCUUCUUGCUACAAUGAUUGCCUGAAUAAAACAAAUGGAUUAAGUAUUAAAAUACCAAAUAAUGUUAUCAUUUAAAGCUAUGAACAAAGAUUAUGUUUAAGUCUGAAGUUGCAACAUUCAAAGUUUCCAAUGGUAGUUGGAAGGAGACACCAAUGUUUAUAUCUCCUGCUCUUAAUUAUUAAGAAUCAGUCUUGUAGAUGCUAUUUUAAAUGCAUAAAAUAUUGGUACAAUUAAUUUCCUUGUUUUAUUAAUUUGCUUUCUUGGUUGAUGUGUAAAAAUGAAACUGCGUUUGUACACCUAAAAUAUUAACUUCCAUUUAUAUAAUGCCUCAAAUGUAGUAAAUCUUUGAAUCUGGUGAGAAAAAGAUGACAUAAAGAAAAAAUUGUUCUUUUUCCAAGAUGUAUGUCUCAACAGACCACAGCAAAACUCAUUCAUUUCAAAGAGUUUCUCUGUGAUUAAUGUUAAAAUUAAGAAUUCUUUAAUAAUGUUAUUAAUGUGACUGAAUGCUCAAAGAUUGCAGUUUAAAUACACAUACAGCUGAGCAGAGAGAACAAGCUUCAAUUCCUAUUCUGUAAUGGGAUUACUAAUCUCUGCUGAGGUAUGAUGCUGAAAGGUACCUGAACACCAGUAUGCAGGAGAGAAGAAAUAAGCAAAUAUCACCUCCAAUGUAAUAUCUAGUGAUCUCUGGUGAGAAGUGUUUGUGACAGGAUUGGGAGAACACUGACAAGGAAAAAAGGGUAGAAAAAAGAGAGAUAGGCUAGGAAAGGGAA